Solea senegalensis (Senegalese sole) is the source of this 1850-nucleotide messenger RNA. RefSeq names its product cyclin-dependent kinase 9 (CDC2-related kinase) (gene cdk9). Gene Ontology annotation, biological process: protein phosphorylation. The record is from RefSeq and is a predicted model, not a curated record. The transcript has 8 exons. The coding region runs from base 45 to 1226 and encodes 393 amino acids. Lineage: Eukaryota; Metazoa; Chordata; Actinopteri; Pleuronectiformes; Soleidae. Gene Ontology annotation, molecular function: cyclin-dependent protein serine/threonine kinase activity; ATP binding. Gene Ontology annotation, cellular component: nucleus.
UGACGUAACUACCGGUUUUCAUUAGACUCACGAACGCUUCAGAGAUGCAGCGCGAGCGAACAACGAACGCCGGCGGGACUGAAAAGCCCGACCGAGAGGCUGCCAUCAUGUCCAAAUACUACGAUGGAGUUGAGUUUCCUUUCUGUGACGAAUUCUCGAAAUAUGAAAAGCUGGCAAAAAUUGGACAAGGGACAUUUGGAGAGGUGUUCAAAGCCAAACACAGACAGACUGGGAAGAAGGUUGCUCUGAAAAAGGUUCUGAUGGAAAACGAGAAAGAAGGAUUUCCUAUCACAGCACUGAGAGAAAUUAAGAUCCUGCAGCUGCUUAAACAUGAGAAUGUGGUGAAUUUGAUUGAGAUCUGCAGGACUAAAGCUACCCAGUUCAACAGAUACAAAGGUAGCAUCUAUCUGGUGUUUGACUUCUGUGAGCAUGAUCUGGCUGGACUGCUGAGUAAUGCCAAUGUGAAGUUCACCCUGGCAGAGAUCAAGAAGGUCAUGCAGAUGCUGCUUAAUGGCCUGUACUACAUACACAGAAAUAAGAUCCUUCACAGAGACAUGAAGGCUGCCAACGUACUCAUUACCAGAGACGGUGUUCUCAAACUGGCUGACUUUGGUUUAGCCCGUGCCUUCAGUCUGGCUAAAAACAGCCAAGGGAACCGAUACACCAACCGUGUGGUGACGCUGUGGUACCGACCUCCAGAGCUGCUGCUAGGUGAGCGAGACUAUGGCCCCCCCAUAGACCUGUGGGGAGCAGGCUGCAUCAUGGCUGAGAUGUGGACCAGGAGUCCCAUCAUGCAGGGCAACACUGAGCAGCACCAGCUCACUCUCAUUAGCCAGCUGUGUGGCUCCAUAACGUCUGAGGUGUGGCCUGGUGUCGAUAAGAAAUAUGAACUUUACCAGAAGAUGGAGCUGCCUAAAGGUCAGAAGAGGAAAGUGAAGGACAGACUCAAAGCCUACGUCAAAGACCCGUAUGCUCUGGACCUGAUAGACAAGCUCCUGGUCCUUGACCCAGCGCAGCGCACGGACAGCGACGACGCACUCAACCACGACUUCUUCUGGUCUGACCCCAUGCCGUCAGACCUGAAGAACAUGCUGUCUACCCACAACACCUCCAUGUUUGAGUAUCUGGCCCCGCCCAGGCGGAGAGGCCACAUGCCCCAGCAGCAGCCCAAUCAGAACAGAAAUGCAGCGACUACCAGUCAGACUGAAUUUGAUCGAGUGUUUUAGUGAGUCAUAAAGGUUGUGACGAGACUGAAACUUUUCAAAAACAACACACACAAACAUCCGCCCAGUGCUUGGACCUUGCUCAUCUUCCUGGUGUAGGAUUUGAAUGCAACACAUCAUUACAACUUGAAUAUUUCAUGUUUGACCAUGUUGGAACGUGUACCGGAAUUUCAAACGAUGGACGGUUUGGUGCUUGUCGGACUUCCUGUUUGAUGAAUCAUGACCGUGUUUUUCAGCCAGUUAUCGAGUAAAGCUCCACUUUAUUUUUUUGUUGAACAUUUGUACAUUUGUUCUGUCUGAGUUCAUGUCAGAGUGCAGCUUAUUUGGAUUUACCUCCUUGGAGGACUGUGAAUUAUUUUUACAACUGAUUUUAUUUGAUUAAUAGCAUAGGAAAAUAAUGAGGAAAAAGUUACUCGUCACUGUUUGCCAAACAUUAAAAUGGUGAAGAUUGUGAAGACUAUACUAUUAAUAUACUAUAGACUAUGAGAGGACUAAACGAAUCAUUCAUCAGUUCAUGUUCUUACAUAAACAUUCCAACAGUCAUGUAUGGAGUAUUUUGCAAACAUGCAUUACAUAUGGUUUUGGUUUGAUCACUCUGACUGAACAAUGACCUAGUUUUUAUUUUAA